CGGAAGAUAAAUUUGACAUUGUUAUUGUAGCGUAAUGUACAAAAAAAUAAUUCAUAUGAGAAUUUUUACUUUUUUAAUGUAUACUGUUGUCGGUGAAAAUGGAAGUGACAAAAAAACACUCACUUGAAAUUUAAAUUGGAAACCAGGACAUUGAAAUAUCACAUUUCAAAACUUAUAAAACUAAAAAAAUAUAAAAUAUUAAACUGUUUGAACAUCACAAGAUUGAAAAAUCGUCAUGAGAGGUGCAGAAGUGGUUUACUCCAUAUUUUCUGGACUACUUAUAAAUGAAGUUUGCUAUCCACCAUAUGGUUGCUUUUCAAAGAAACCUCCGUUUGAUGAUCCAUACUAUUUACUACCGAACUCACCUGGCCAAUUAAAGACAAAGUUUUGGUUGCAUACACGAAACAUCACUUCCCCUGUCAACUUAAACUUGACGCAAAAUAGCAGUGAGGAGUAUUUAGCAGUCAAAAAAAAGUUGGUAGUCAUUGGUCAUGGAUAUUUGGAAAGUUCUCGUGUUUGGUGGGUGCAACCUAUGGUUAAUGCUUUUCUAAAAUUAGAAGAUAUGAACAUAAUUGUGGUUGACUGGAAAAAAGGAGCUGCAUUCCCUUAUACAAGAGCUGUUGGUAAUAGCAGAUUGGUUGGCCGUCAGAUUUCUUACCUGUUAGAAAAACUUUUACGUAAGCGGAAUCCUCUUCAAGCUUCAGACAUCCAUUUAAUUGGAUUUAGCCUCGGUGCACAUUUAAUGGGAUACGCAGGAGAAAAUUUGAAAGAGAAAGGAUUUGAAGUAGGAAGAAUAACCGGUUUGGAUCCAGCUGGUCCUGGUUUCAAAGAUGCUGUGAAAAGUGCACGCCUAGACAAAACUGAUGCUCAAUUUGUAGAUAUUAUCCACACAGAUACGAAAACGGUGUAUAUCACAGGACUGGGAAUUAAACAGGCAAUAGGACACGUUGAUUUCUACCCAAACGGCGGCUACUUUCAGCCUGGAUGCAAACGAGUUACACUAGAUCUUUUUUCAAAGAAAGGAGCGUUCGAUUACAUAGGUUGCAGUCAUUACAGAGCUGUAAACUAUUUUCUUGAAUCUAUACCGAAUAAAAAGACAUUUAACUCGUAUAAGUGCUACAACUACGAACGUUUUAAGAAGGGAAAUUGCAAAGGCUGUAAUGGUAAAAAUAUUUGUAACAAUAUGGGGUACCAUACUAGAAAAACUAAUGGAAAGUUUUAUUCAAUGACACGUGCUAAGGCUAAUUUCUCGGGCUACCACUACUUGCUAAAAGCGUUUACUGGCAGCAAAGAUUAUGCUGAUACGUUUGGGCAGCUCAAAAUCAAAGUAUAUGGAAGGAACGGAUUAUCUAGCGAAAUUGCUACAAACAGUGUUUUUCUCAAACAUAAUUCAUCUUAUUCCCUGAUUAUGCACACCGACAAGAAGUUAGGAGAAAUCUACAAAGUUAAAAUUUCACUUGUGUCGGGCUAUUGGUUCAAUGAUGCAUGGUACCUCAAAAAAGUAGCCAUUACACCCAUGUGGAAUUCAGACAGCUAUGUUGGAUGUGGAAACGUAUGGAUUAACAAGAACAGCGAAAUAAUUCGCAUCAAGAAGAAAUCAAAAGACAUCAAAUGUUGAUUAAAUAAGUUACCAUAAACUGACCACUUGUAUUUUUUUCGUUUCAACGAUAUACUGUGACUUUAUGACUUCAUUGAACUUUUAAUUUUCUAUAUUGGCGUAGAUGUAAAAAGCUAUUUUCUUUGAAAGAUUUAAUAAUAUAAAAACAGAUGUUGACAGCUUUAAAAUCUUUUUCCCUUGAGCAGGAAACCUAACGUAACAAAAAGUCUAUACAAUUUUUCUCGCAAAAUGUCAGUAAGUUUGAUAUAUAUAUUUUUUUUUAAUAUUUAAUUAUCCUUUUCUAAAGCUUGAAUUUUGCGGGGUUAAAUUAAAACCCUCCGCUCUGUGACAACCAUAAUUCUAUUUUAUAUAAACCACGAAUUAGUGUUAACACGAAAGUUUUUUACCAAUGCAUCUUUUUUUGUUGGCAUUAUUAUUUCGAAUUAAAGAAAUUGAGAAAAAAUUUAACGUCUUCA
Messenger RNA from Hydractinia symbiolongicarpus, 2073 nucleotides. Its product is annotated as pancreatic lipase-related protein 2-like. Gene Ontology annotation, biological process: lipid metabolic process. The coding region runs from base 236 to 1618 and encodes 460 amino acids. Gene Ontology annotation, molecular function: protein binding; triacylglycerol lipase activity. Lineage: Eukaryota; Metazoa; Cnidaria; Hydrozoa; Anthoathecata; Hydractiniidae. The transcript is spliced from 9 exons. The record is from RefSeq and is a predicted model, not a curated record.